GCUCAGAGGAAGUAUGAGCCCACCAAGAAAUCAAACGUAGUUCAGCAACCAUGUUGGAUUGCUUCGGCAGUGGGAUCAGCGUGUAUGUGGCCAGUGUUCUGACGUUUGUGAGGGCAUUCGCCUUCCUAUGUGCCGUUGAUGCACACCAAAACCUGAUGGUUGCCGGGACUUCACUGGGUGCCAAUUUGCAGGUGUUUGCAACAUGCUUGGCACUUGCUGGUGACACCCCCUCAGAAACCACUGAAGAAUCAGGAAACCAUUUCUUUUUCUGUUUUCUUUCAUUUUUCCAUGCAGUCGAGGUCCCGGUCCUCAUAAUGGCAAACUUUGGUUUGCAUUGGGGCUUUGGCCAUUACGUCCAGCGGUUUGCCCAUUAUCUUGUGGCAUGUCUUGCCUUCGACUGCUUCAUUCUAUGUUUGCUUCCACUUGGGAGUGACAUGUGCUCUGCCCUGGCAAAUCCAUAUGUCCUCCAGUCUGGUCGAAUCUUCGUAUGUGGCUUCAUCAAUGCAGCAUAUGGUUUCUGGGCCAUUGUCUUUCUCUUUUUCGAAAUCCAGCUCGUGCGACAGGUUAGCCUGCAAGCUCACUUGGUUGAGCAGGGUGAGUAUGCAGAGUUGCUGCGCUAUGAGAGAAAGCCAGCAGACAUGAAUCGGUUUGCCGCUGGAUGAGUGUAGCAACCUCGUCCCAGCAACAUGGAUCUGAAAGAUACAUGCCAAAACGCACUGCGGGGAGCAUGAGAAAA
Messenger RNA from Cladocopium goreaui, 736 nucleotides. The record is from the annotation of a GenBank genome assembly. Lineage: Eukaryota; Dinophyceae; Suessiales; Symbiodiniaceae.